CGUACGGCCAUGCUCAUUCCAUAGCAAACGAGGUCGGAAAAUUUUAAAAACACUCCGACGCGAAUACCAUUCCCAAUUGUUUAUUGUGACCCGCCUCUAUAGUCACCGGCCGCCACCGUUAGAAGUUACCAGAAAGACCAAUUGAAGAUUGAAGAGUCAUCGCUGACGCUUUUAGAGUGCCACCCAAAAGAAAAGAUAUAAGAAAUGGGGGAUUUUUCAUCAGAAGGACUCACCCUGUUCUCUCCUUACAAGAUGGGCAGGCUCAAUCUCUCUCACAGGGUGGUGCUUGCGCCAUUGACAAGGUGUCGAGCUCCUAACGGAAUUCCACAGCCAGCGAUGAUCGAGUAUUAUUCUCAGAGGUCAACCCCCGGCGGCCUUCUUAUCACUGAAGCCACUACGCUCUCCGACACGAGUGCUGGGUUUCCACGUAUUCCUGGGAUUUACACAGAUGAACAGGUUAAGAAAUGGAAGAAGGUGGUCGACGCUGUUCACGCCAAAGGUGCCAUUAUUUUCUGUCAACUUUGGCAUGGAGGUCGUGCUUCUCAUCAAGUUUACCAACCUAGUGGGCGUUCGCCGAUUUCUUCAACCAACAAUCCCAUUUCAAAUAGAUGGAAAAUUCUGUUGCCAGAUGGGUCUCAAGAGACUUAUGCUCAGCCUCGACGCCUCGAAACCCAUGAAAUACCUCAGAUUGUUGAGCAGUAUCGCCAGGCUGCCUUAAAUGCUAUUCGAGCAGGUUUUGAUGGAAUUGAGAUCCAUGCGGCACACGGCUACCUCAUUGAUCAAUUCCUAAAAGAUGGGAUCAACGAUCGAACUGAUGAAUAUGGUGGGUCGCUUGCAAACCGUUGCAAAUUCUUGAUUCAGAUUGUUCAAGCAGUAGUUGAAGCCAUUGGUGCUAAUAGAGUUGCCGUCAGAAUCUCACCAGCUGUUGAUAACAAUGAUGCUACGGACUCCGACCCGAUUGGCCUAGGCCUUGCAGUGAUUGACAAGCUCAAUCAGCUUCAAUACAACGUAGGCUCAAAGCUCGCUUAUCUCCAUGUAACUCAGCCUCGUUUCUUUGCUCAAUACAUCGGAGGCUUGGCCGAGUCUGAUCAAGACACAGAUGCUCAAUCCAUGAGGACUUUGCGAGAAGCUUAUCAAGGUACAUUCAUGGCUAGUGGAGGGUUUACGAGAGAACUAGGAAUGGAAACCGUGGCUUCCGGUGAUGCUGAUUUAGUGUCAUAUGGCCGGAAUUUUAUCUCAAACCCUGACUUGGUGUUGAGGUUUAAGCUGAAUGCUCCCUUGAACAAGUAUAUUAGGGAGACUUUCUACACCGAUGACCCUGUAGUUGGGUACACAGACUACCCUUUUCUGGACAACGAAAGUGUGAAAGAGGAUUAGCUCUCCCCAUUUUUAUUUUGAUGUUUGAAAUUGUUCUUGUUCGUUUGGUUGAAUAAGUCCUUAUUGUGAUUUGAAUGUGAUGGAAUACAAUGUAAAAACAAAUUGAAUAAUGUUAUAUGAGUUUUUCGACGUGCA
Molecule: messenger RNA, 1512 nt
Organism: Rosa rugosa (rugosa rose)
Lineage: Eukaryota; Viridiplantae; Streptophyta; Magnoliopsida; Rosales; Rosaceae
Product: 12-oxophytodienoate reductase 3-like
Exons: 6
Coding region: 205-1377 (390 amino acids)
Biological process (GO): oxylipin biosynthetic process; jasmonic acid biosynthetic process
Cellular component (GO): peroxisome
Molecular function (GO): FMN binding; oxidoreductase activity
Source: RefSeq, a predicted model, not a curated record